GGAGCAGCGCGCUGAUUCGUCGGGCAGCGACCUGGGCCUGUCCGCCCUCGAAAACCUGUCGUCGGCGGGAAAAGUCGACCUUCACCCGCUGUUCUCUGUCUCUUUAUCCACCUCUCCCCAACUCCAAUCCAUCCUACAUCUACAAUGCUCGCUCAGUCGAUCCGUGUCGCUGCUCGCUCUGCUGCCGCUCCUGUUCUCAGACGGAGAUUCGGUACUACUCUCGCGCGACGAGACCUCAUCUCCGACCUCUACAUCAAGGAGCUCAAGUCCUACCAGGCCCCUCCCGUCAAGGCCAGCGACUCCGUCGGCCAGGUCAAGCCCUGGACUCCUCCCGCCGCUCCCGCCAUCCCCACCGUCGAGGCCGGUGCCGAGGCUGAUCUCGCCGAGUACGAGGCCCAGGCCGUCGAGGUUGAGGACUCCACCGUUGCCGAGGGCGAGGUUGCUGCUCCCACUGAGAGCCUUGAGGAUUGGUUCGUCGUCAAGCCUCUUGAGGAUGCCCACCAUUAAAUAAUUUCAAAUUAAAAUUCAAAAUAUCAUUUUAGUUUCUUUUUUUUAUUUAUUUAUACAGUGGCUCUUUAUUUGUCUUGUUUUUGGUUUGAAUGAUGGGAAAGAGGGGAUGCUCUGUCUUCAAACAAAGGCGUACCCAGCAAACUAGAAGUGAAAGAGUCGAUUAUUUGACUUCUCUUGCUUCUUAUGUUCAUUUGCAAUGGUGAAGGGAUAUAUGGAUCAUACAUGCAUUUCAAAUAGAUUCCGUACUCUUCAAAAAUGAAACUAUUCUUUCAAACGUAAUUGUAUUAAAGC
Myxozyma melibiosi is the source of this 801-nucleotide messenger RNA. RefSeq names its product mitochondrial F1F0 ATP synthase subunit Atp14. Bases 145 to 507 code for a protein of 120 amino acids. Lineage: Eukaryota; Fungi; Ascomycota; Lipomycetes; Lipomycetales; Lipomycetaceae. Gene Ontology annotation, biological process: proton motive force-driven ATP synthesis. Gene Ontology annotation, molecular function: proton-transporting ATP synthase activity, rotational mechanism. The transcript is spliced from 3 exons. The record is from RefSeq and is a predicted model, not a curated record.